AUGAAGAAAUUUUCUGCUCAAAAGUGUUGUUUUUCAUCAGAAUUUCUAUUGGCAAAUGACAAGUCAUUUCAGACAUGCAGAAACAGACGUCAGAAGAGACUUUUUCGCAACUCGUAUUUAUAUCACAGAGUAUUGAACUGCACACAAACACUCGCACACUUUUUGGGUUUGAGCAGCAGUUUAGAAGCAGACGAGAGAUCGAUCGAUCGACGCUCUCUUUGUUGUAGUACGAGAACGAUGACGACGUUUGGUAAUGAUACUACUAAAAAUACAACGAAGGAAAAGAUGAUGCCGCGCAGAUGCAGGAGCAAAAAAUUGAUCGGAAGAAAAAAAUCAUCAUCUCUCUUCGUUUUGCUCUUGACGACGCUGUUGUUAUUGAGCGUGUCUUUCGUGGCGGAAUUCGCACACGCGAAAGAUUACUACUCCAUCCUCGGCGUCGCGCGAGGCGCUCCGGAGUCGCAAAUUAAACGGGCGUACCGGAAACUGGCGUUGAAGUAUCACCCGGAUAAAAACCCAGGGGAUGACAAAGCGAAGAGUAAAUUUGAGGAGCUCUCGAACGCGUACGAAGUUUUAACGGAUGAAGAGAAGAGACAGAUUUACGAUCGACACGGAGAGGAAGGGUUGAAGCAACAUCAGCAAGGAGGCGGAGGAGGUGGUGGUGGGCACCCCGGGGAUAUCUUCAGCCAAUUCUUCGGUGGAGGAUUCGGCGGGUUCGGCGGGUUCGGCGGCAUGAAUCAAGAACCGGAGACGCCGAAAGGCGAACCGGUGCAGAUGGAUUUGUACGUUUCUUUGAAAGAUUUGUAUUUAGGGAACACGAUUAAAGUGAUAAGAGAUAAAGACGUUCUGAAACCAGCGAAAGGGACGAGGAAGUGUAAUUGUCGACAGAAGAUGGUGACUCGACAAGUCGGUCCGGGGAUGUUUCAGCAGUACGCGCAAAACGAGUGCGAGGAGUGUCCGAACGUGAAAUUAGCGAGAGAAAAGUCCACGUUGAUGUGCGAAAUCGAACCGGGUAUGGAAGAUGGGAAGGAAAUCUUAUUCUUCGAGGAAGGCGACGUGUUAAUCGAUGGCGAGCCUGGGGAUUUGAAGAUGAUUGUGAAAGCGCAAUACGAUAAAGAGAUGAAAUGGAGACGAGGCGCGAGUGAUAAUAAUUUGUACAUGGAUAAAGAGAUUACGUUGGUGAUGGCAUUGAACGGUUUUGAGACGGAAAUCACGCAUUACGACGGUAGGAAGAUUGUGUUGAAGAACGAGGAGGUGACCACGCCUGGCUUUGUGCAGACCUAUAAAGGGGAAGGGAUGCCGAGGUUUGGAAGUUCGGGGAAGUUUGGUGAUUUAGUCGUGACGUAUUCGAUCAAGUUCCCGAAGAAGGUGCCCAACGGAAGCAAACAAAUCGUCAAAGAUAUCUUUAGUUCGGACUUUGUCGAUUUCUAA
Bathycoccus prasinos is the source of this 1428-nucleotide messenger RNA. RefSeq lists its product with no specific name. The record is from RefSeq and is a predicted model, not a curated record. The coding region runs from base 1 to 1428 and encodes 475 amino acids. Gene Ontology annotation, biological process: protein folding. The transcript has a single exon. Lineage: Eukaryota; Viridiplantae; Chlorophyta; Mamiellophyceae; Mamiellales; Bathycoccaceae.